AUGUUUGGCGACGCCAAGACUUUUGUGUUCCAAGAUCUUUCCUCCUGGACAGAUGACGAAGGGAAGCGGAUAGAUCAGGAGCAGGAGCAGGAGCAGGAGCAGGAGCAGGAGCAGGAGCAGGAGCAGGAGCAGGAGCAGAAGCAGAAGCAGGAGCAGGAGCAGGGCAGCGGGGUGGCAAGCGCAGGGCAAGGACAUGGUAGAGUGGCUCCAAGAGAGAUCAGGGUGAGGGCACACAUCGGCGAUGCGAUCGAAGACUUCUACGAGACUGGGCAGGUGGUCUGGCCCGCAGCACCUCUUCUCUGCCACUUCCUGCUCUCGGACAAGGGCAGGAAGCUUCUGCAGGACAAGGAUGUCGUUGAGCUAGGAGCAGGGAUCGGUAUCCCUGGCCUCCUUGCCGCUCGAAGCUGCAGAUCGCUGGUGCUAACGGACCAUAACCCCAAGGUGCUGGACAGGUUGAAGGCAAACGUCGAGCUGAACAAGAACGAGCUGAUACCCGACAAGUGUCAAGUCUCGGUCCAGAUGCUUGAUUGGAUGAAGUUGCCCGCUGCAAAGGAGGAGGAGCAGGGAGGGGUGCAGCAGCAGCAGCAGCAGCAGCAGCAGCAGCAGCAGGAUCAAGAAAAGGAGAGACUGCAGCUGAUGGGACUGCAAGACAAGUUCGAGCUUGUCCUCGGAGCUGACGUCGUCUACUCUGCCGAGACCAUCCCCUUCCUCCUGGACGCCGCCCUCUUUGUGAUGAAACAGACAGAGCAAGCCUGCUUCCUCCUCGCCUACGUGUCGCGUUGGCCGAUGCUUGACCAGCUCUUGAUGGACGAGGCGGCGAGUAGAGGGCUGGAGGUCAUGGAGUUGGAUCUUUCUUUUCUCCCUAGGCAUCUGCGAUGCGACAGAGGGGAGGAGAGAGACGGUUCUGUCGCCGACGACCUUCGCGUCCCCCCCGCUGCCUUCCUGUAUGCCUGCUACCGCCCUGAGCUCAUAUUGAGCAGCCUCCUCCAGCUGCUCAAGGCGAAGGUUAGCGACGAGGAGCAGGAGGAGCCAGAGGAGUCCAGCUGUCUAGUCCUUGGGAGGUCCCAGCUGGACGCGAGCUUGAGGGAGAGGAAGAGGCCAGUGGUCAAGCUCGACCUGCAGCUGAAGGGAGCGGCAGACAUGACAGAGGAGCAGGAGGUCGCGCUCGUGGAGCUGAUAGCGAGGCAGAGGAGCUUCCUGCAGGAGUUGAGGGUCUCGUCGUACCGUCCGAGAGCAGGAGGAGACUUCCUCCUGGCCGUUGCCAGGCAGCGUGUGGAACUUCCCCAGCUGCAGAUCCUGUCAAUGCAAGGGUGCAGCUGGGUGAGGAGAGCGGGAGAGGAAGAGACGGUCUGCUCGCUGUUUCGCAGCAUGCGAGCUCUCGAGUCUCUCGACCUGUCCGGCUGUGAGCUGGGGAAGGAGGGGGCAGGAUGGUUGGCCCUUCUCCUCCCCCAGCUCCCGCAACUGCGCUGCCUCCUCCUCCGCAGCAAUCGCCUUGAGCGGGAGGGAGUGGAGGACCUGUGCCCUUGUUUCUCCUCCUUAGAGUCACUCGACCUCAGCGACAACCUGCUUCACGCUGAGAGCAUGCCGUUGGUGACCCUCGACCUCCCCAGCUCCCUCCACUCCCUCCUCCUCAGCGGCAACCAGCUGUGGGAGGGAGGGGCGGAAGUGAUCGCGGAUGCCAUGAGGAGCUGGAGGAGCCUGAGGGUGCUGGAGCUGAGCGGAUGCUGGCUGGGGGACGCGGGAGCGGUGGAGAUCAGCAUCGGCAUGACCGCGUGCUCCCAGCUGAAGAAGCUCGUGCUCUCCAGCAACAGCAUCACUGACGAGGGAGCUCGAGCGAUAGCAGAGGGGGUGGAGGAGAUGACGGCGACGGAGUUGGAGCUCAACAUGAGUCGCAACGGCCUCACAAGCGCGGGCUGUGUAGCGCUCAUCGAGCUCCUGCUGAGGUGCGAGGGUCUGGUAUCGCUGGACGUAGGAGACAAUCUUGUGGAGGAUGAGGUAGAGAAGGGAUAG
Guillardia theta CCMP2712 is the source of this 2010-nucleotide messenger RNA. RefSeq lists its product as hypothetical. The transcript has 10 exons. Gene Ontology annotation, cellular component: nucleus; perinuclear region of cytoplasm; cytosol. Gene Ontology annotation, biological process: activation of GTPase activity; nucleocytoplasmic transport. The coding region runs from base 1 to 2010 and encodes 669 amino acids. NCBI's taxonomy places the organism in Eukaryota, Cryptophyceae, Pyrenomonadales, Geminigeraceae. Gene Ontology annotation, molecular function: GTPase activator activity; small GTPase binding. The record is from RefSeq and is a predicted model, not a curated record.